AUGAAGAGCCGCCGCCGUCACUGGCCUGCCGCUGUCGGUGCCAGACGAUCUCAUCGGGCUCACGACUGGGAUCGCCUGAUGACGCGCAAGGUUCGCUGGGUUCGGCGUCGCGGGCUGCCGCUUUCCCGAGGUGCAUCGCGCGCUCUCUCAUUUCCGACCGGGCCUAGGCUGGCUGGGGACGCCGGCUUCAUCCGAGGAAGGUGCCACGACGAGGCCGCGUUGCCAAGCUUGGCAGAUCGCAUCAACGAAUGGUGCAACGUUGACAGUGGUCGAUGGAGAACGAGCGACAUAAGCGGGUCUAGCAAAGGCAAGGGGAAGCGGCCGGGAAUGGGCAGAUUGGCACAUUGGCAGCCAGACGGCAGCCAGACGACGCGCCGAGCGGUGCCAGCAGCAGCAGCAGCAGUCGUUGCUGCUGCCGCCGACGCCGCCAAAAAGUGUUGGUUCGGUUUGGCGCGACCGAUUUUCGAUCGAGGCGCGUCGGCCAAGCGCGGCGAGUUGGGCCACUCGCAACUCGCGCGAAACGGCCAAUUCUCGAAAGCUGAAUCCUGGCAACUCGGCGUGUUGGCUCAAUGCGAGUCUGCAGCUAAUGGCCUCACUCGCGACCGUCACACUUCGUCACCUCUUCGACACCGUCACCCGCCUCUCGACAACGUCACACCCAUCGCCGCACAUCACACGCAGCUCGCACGGCGCAUCCGACAUUGCCCUUGCGCACCUGCUGUCGCCUGGCAGAACCCGGCUACUUUCAACACUAGUGGCAUCUCGCUCACGCGCACCAUGGACAACUACCAGAGGAUCGAAAAGGUCGGCGAAGGCACGUACGGCGUCGUAUACAAGGCCAAGGACCUCACGCCAGGCGCCAACGGCCGCAUCGUCGCGCUCAAAAAGAUCCGUCUCGAGGCAGAAGAUGAGGGCGUCCCCUCCACAGCCAUCCGCGAGAUCUCAUUACUCAAGGAGCUCCGCGACGACAACAUCGUAAGACUGUUCGACAUUGUGCACCAGGAGAGCAAGCUGUACCUCGUGUUUGAAUUCCUCGACCUCGACCUGCGCAAAUACAUGGACAACGUCUCGCGGAACCGCAACAGCGAAGGCAUGGGCCCCGAGAUCGUGCGCAAGUUCACCUACCAGCUCAUCCGCGGCCUCUACUACUGCCACGCCCACCGCAUCCUCCACCGCGACCUCAAGCCGCAGAACCUGCUCAUCGACAAGGAGGGCAACCUCAAGCUCGCCGACUUUGGCCUCGCGCGCGCGUUCGGCAUCCCGCUGCGCACCUACACCCACGAGGUGGUCACGCUCUGGUACCGCGCUCCCGAGGUGCUGCUCGGCUCGCGCCACUACUCGACCGCCAUCGACAUGUGGUCCGUCGGCUGCAUCUUUGCCGAGAUGGCCAUGCGCCACCCGCUCUUCCCCGGCGACUCGGAGAUCGACGAGAUCUUCAAGAUCUUCCGCACGCUCGGCACCCCCACCGACGACAUCUGGCCGGGAGUCCAGCAGCUCCCGGACUACAAGGACAGCUUCCCAAAAUGGGCCGGCAAACCCCUCCGCCAGGCCGUGCCGGGACUCGACGAGACGGGUCUCGACCUGCUCGAAGGCAUGCUCGUCUACGACCCCGCCGGACGCACCUCGGCCAAACGCAGCCUCGUCCACCCGUACUUUAGGCAGCUCCUCACAUAG
Moesziomyces aphidis is the source of this 1674-nucleotide messenger RNA. The record is from the annotation of a GenBank genome assembly. NCBI's taxonomy places the organism in Eukaryota, Fungi, Basidiomycota, Ustilaginomycetes, Ustilaginales, Ustilaginaceae.